GGCCCGCUUCUCUGGCCGGGUCGAAUUGGAGAAGCAGCGGCGACCUCGGCCUCCAGCAUCUCCGGAGAGCUGAAGCAGCAGCGGCGGCGGCGGCCUCGGGAUGGUGUUGCUGGGCUUAUUGCAGGCGGGUGGGUCGGUGUUGGGGCAGGCGAUGGAGCAGGUGACCGGUGGCAACCUUCUAUCCAUGCUGCUGCUCGCCUGCGCCUUUACGCUCAGCCUCGUCUACCUCUUCCGCCUUGCUGUCGGUCACCUGGCCCCUCUACCUGCUGGGGCGAAAAGUCCACCAUACAUUUUUUCCCCAAUUCCAUUCCUGGGACAUGCCAUAGCAUUUGGGAAAAGUCCAAUUGAAUUCCUAGAAAAUGCAUAUGAGAAGUAUGGACCUGUUUUUAGUUUUACUAUGGUGGGCAAGACGUUUACUUACCUUCUGGGGAGUGAUGCCGCUGCACUGCUUUUUAAUAGUAAGAAUGAAGACCUGAAUGCCGAGGAUGUUUAUAGCCGUCUGACAACACCUGUAUUUGGGAAGGGCGUCGCCUAUGAUGUACCAAAUCCAGUUUUCUUAGAGCAGAAGAAAAUGUUAAAAAGUGGCCUCAACAUAGCCCAUUUUAAACAGCAUGUUUCUAUAAUUGAAAAAGAAACAAAGGAGUACUUUGAAAGUUGGGGAGAAAGUGGAGAAAAAAAUUUGUUUGAAGCUCUUUCUGAGCUUAUAAUUUUGACAGCUAGUCAUUGUUUACAUGGAAAGGAAAUCAGAAGCCAACUCAAUGAGAAGGUGGCACAACUGUAUGCGGAUUUGGAUGGAGGUUUCAGCCACGCAGCCUGGCUACUGCCAGGUUGGCUCCCUUUGCCUAGUUUCAGGCGCAGAGAUAGAGCUCAUCGAGAGAUGAAGAAUAUAUUUUACAAGGCAAUACAGAAACGCAGAAAUUCCGAAGAAAAAAUAGAUGACAUCCUCCAAACUUUACUUGAUUCUACUUACAAAGAUGGGCGUCCUUUGACAGAUGAGGAAAUAGCUGGCAUGCUUAUUGGACUGCUCCUGGCAGGGCAGCAUACCUCCUCAACUACUAGUUCCUGGAUGGGCUUCUUUUUGGCCAGAGACAAAGCACUUCAAGAAAAAUGUUAUCUAGAACAGAAAACAGUUUGUGGAGAGGACCUCCCUCCUUUAUCUUAUGAUCAGCUCAAGGACCUAAAUUUACUGGAUCGCUGUAUAAAAGAAACAUUAAGACUUAGACCUCCUAUUAUGACCAUGAUGAGAAUGGCCAAAACUCCUCAGACUGUAGCAGGGUAUACCAUUCCUCCAGGACAUCAGGUGUGUGUUUCUCCCACGGUCAACCAGAGACUUAAAGAUUCAUGGAUUGAACGUCUGGACUAUAAUCCUGACCGUUACUUACAGGAAAAUAAUCCAGCAUCAAGAGAGAAAUUUGCCUACAUACCAUUUGGAGCUGGACGUCAUCGUUGUGUUGGAGAGAAUUUUGCCUAUGUUCAAAUUAAGACAAUUUGGUCCACUAUGCUUCGUCUAUAUGAAUUUGAUCUCGUUAAUGGCUAUUUUCCUGCUGUGAAUUAUACAACCAUGAUUCACACCCCUGAAAACCCAGUUAUCCGAUACAAAAGAAGGUCAAAAUGAAACAGACUGCAAGGAACUGAAAAGUGAAACAUCAGUGUAAUCUACAAAAGCAUUGGAAGAGAAUGGAGUUUACAAAUGACUUACAGUGUAUUACUCUUUUUUGAGUGUGGAAUUUAAAAUAGGCAUCUGUAGCUACUAGUUUUUAUAUUAGCCGAAUGGUUUCAUCAAAUCUAAAGGUAUUUCAGAGAUUUCCUAAAACUUUUGUACUGGGCAUUUACAACAUGUGCUUUCUUUACAGACAUCAAGCUCAUUAAUAUUGCUUAGAGGAAUAUUGGAAUUGGUAAAUUUUAAGUCACACAAUUUCCAAGUAUUUAUUUUAAGAGCAUUUGGAAUGUAUGUUCAUGGUAUUCAAAUCUUAGAUUUUGCAAGACACUUGGGAUACUUGGGAGCCAUAGGUUAUUUAUUCAUUUACUGGGUAAUGUGUGUGUGUAUGGAAGGAUAAGGAAUAAACUCACAUUUAAAGCUUUGGAUAAAAGAGUAUGCUAUGUGUUACAUGAUUCUUAGCAGUGAUGAAGCAGUGGGGUAGAAAAAUGUUUUCUAUUUUAACUGGAAGCACCAUUUAUAGGAAAUUGAGAUCUGUGGCUGACUUAACUGUAUUUCCUAAAAAUGAUUACUAAGAAUUAUUCAUUCAACUUGGAUCUAAUUAAUAAAUAUCACAUAUUUACCCACCUGUUAAUUACAUAUCUGGUUCUGUAGGGUCAUGUCUGUGCAAAGUCCAAAAGGACAUGCCUAAAGGGCUUUUUUUCUCUUAGGCUUAGAAUGGUUCCUUGCUUCCUCUUGAGAAUCCGGAUAGGGUUGUUUCUGUGUGUAGUUCCAUCAAUUAAAACAUAACUUAGGUGAACAAGUUUUCAAGCAAAUUCAUACAAUCUGAGAUCAGGGUAUUCUGAUUUUUAAGUAUGAGUAUUAUGAUCAAGGUCUCUGGAGUAGUAUCAGUGUUUACAUUAUGUAAAAUUGUUCAAAAGCAACUUACAAUGGGGGGACUGAAUGGAUGAUACCAGUAAUCUGACCCCUUAGUCUUUUUACUGGUUGAGGCCAAAUAUGUACAUUACAGUUUCAUUUAAGAGGGUAAGGGGACUAAUGUGAAGCUCUUUGUAAAGGCAAAUGUCUGCUG
Molecule: messenger RNA, 2726 nt
Organism: Sorex fumeus (smoky shrew)
Lineage: Eukaryota; Metazoa; Chordata; Mammalia; Eulipotyphla; Soricidae
Product: lanosterol 14-alpha demethylase
Exons: 10
Coding region: 101-1615 (504 amino acids)
Molecular function (GO): monooxygenase activity; heme binding; iron ion binding
Source: RefSeq, a predicted model, not a curated record